CAGCAGCGCCUGCUCGACGGGGCGAUGGACGCGGCGCUGUUCCACGAGUUGGAGGCCCAGGGCGCCGCCCCGCAGGGUGUCGCGCCCAUCGUCGACGCCGACGCGGGCAACGCUGCGCCGGCGUGUGGCGCAGGCGACGCGAUGCACGUGGGCGCCUAUGGGGGCGCCUGCGCGCGCGUGAGGCGCGACACCUCCGGCGAGAACAACAUGCGGGCGUGGUUCACCAAGGACUCCGGCGCGCAGAAGAACAACAUCCUCGACGCUGAGGCAGAGCUCCGGUUGGGCGUGACCACGUCGCAGAUCGACAACCUGAACAGGGACGACAACGCCUCGGCCGCCACCGGCCGUGCCAACGCCGACGCCGUUUUCAAAGCCAGCGCGGUGGCGCGCACUGGCAAGGCGCAGGGCGGCGGAGAUGACGGCGGCGCGGGCGGCGGCGCGGUCGCGGAGGAUGUCGAGAACAUCUACGACAGCAAUUUCUACUCCGCGCGCGCCGCGACCAUCGCCAGGUACGUUAACUUCCUCGGUGACGAGAGGGCGAAGCUGGACUUGACGGCUGCGGAGGCGCACAUGCCCAUGCGCGAGGACAGGGCCGCGCACCACAUCAUGAAGGAGCUGAGAGGCAGGUUCGGCGCCAAGCGCUACUGCGCGCCACAGGGGCCGGAGGUGAUGGGCAUCAAAAAGGGCAAACUGACGGCGGAUGGCGGGCUGCUGCCGCGUGGGCUGGUCGCGAAGAUCAGCAGCGCCAUCGCGGGGUCGGCGGGCCCCGCGCACCCGGCGCGGCUGUCCACCGAGCGCUGCAAGCACGCGACGGAGGCGGCGCUCAACGAGGAUGAGUCGGGCGCGGCGGCGCAAGUGGUGGCGUCCCUCACCCAGCACAACCAGGCCAACGGCACCAACAUGCGCGCGAUCAGCACGCAGUUCACGGACGG
Molecule: messenger RNA, 932 nt
Organism: Prorocentrum cordatum
Lineage: Eukaryota; Dinophyceae; Prorocentrales; Prorocentraceae
Source: the annotation of a GenBank genome assembly